AUGAAUUUAUCGCUUUUGGAUCCGUUUUCGCUGGCCCAGGACUAUCCGGAAACCCUAAGCAAGAGGCUGAAAUGGGGACACUCGUGUUGCAUUUCGUUUAAUCGAAAGGGAGACUACUUUGCAUCGGGGCUUGUGGAUGGCACAAUUGUAAUUUUCGAUUUCGACACGCACGGAGUUAUUGCUGUUCUUCGCGGCCACUCGCGACAGAUCCAGAGUCUCAGUUGGUCAAAAGAUGGACGGUAUAUCCUGUCUUCAUCACGAGAUUGGACGUGCAUGCUGUGGGACUUGAGCACCAAAAAGGCGACACAGACGAUCAAUUUCAACACCCCGGUCUGGGGCGCACAACUGCAUCCUUCGGGUCACGCGCUGUUUGUAGUCUCUUUGUACGAGGCAGCUCCCAAACUUGUGCACUUGGACACGGAAAGAGGAGGGGGGCCUACGAUGCAUGAUCUGCCUACAGACGAGCAGAAGGACGACGAAGAUUCGGAAACGACAAAGAAACCGGUCAAACAUCUCACUCUUGUCACGCAAUUCGACAAGUCCGGCAAGUAUAUUUUUGCAGGCACCUCUAGGGGGUUUCUUAACGUUAUCUCUACCGACACCCGUGACAUUCUGCAUUCAACUCGAGUUACGUCCUCAUCUAUCAAAAACAUUGAGGUUAGUCAAUCCGGGCGUUCUCUUGGAAUCAAUUCGUCAGAUCGAGUCAUUCGUCAGAUCCAGGUGCCGACUCUUCUGUCUACAGAGCCUGAUACAUGGGAGUUUGAAGUUAUUCUCAAAUACCAGGACGUGGUGAACAGGCUGCAGUGGAACUCCAUCACGUUUGCGUCCAAUGGAGAGUACAUGCUGGCAUCGACUUUCGAGUCACAUGACGUGUACAUGUGGGAAACGAGCAUGGGUUCGCUGGUGAAGAUCUUUGAGGGUCCCAAGGAGGAACUGACAGGCAUCUCAUGGCAUCCCAGUCGUCCCAUUCUUGCUGCUAUCGGUCUGGACUCGGGUAAGAUCUUUCUGUGGUCCACUAUCACGCCUCAGCGGUGGUCAGCUCUGGCUCCUGACUUCGUUGAGGUCGAAGAGAACAUCAACUACGAGGAAAAGGAAGACGAGUUUGAUAUGGCUGACCAGGAAGAUAUUGAUCAGCAGCGGCAGGACGAUGAGGAUGGGGAGGUAGAUGUGAUGACCAUUGAGCAGAUUAGAGGCGUUGUUGGUCAGCACGAGAGUUUCAUUGUGCCUAUUGAGUUGUCUGAUGUUGAAGAGGCUCCUGUUAGCGAUGACGACUAG
This is a messenger RNA of Yarrowia lipolytica CLIB122, 1275 nucleotides long. RefSeq lists its product as uncharacterized. Gene Ontology annotation, cellular component: Set1C/COMPASS complex. Lineage: Eukaryota; Fungi; Ascomycota; Dipodascomycetes; Dipodascales. Gene Ontology annotation, molecular function: protein binding. The record is from RefSeq and is a predicted model, not a curated record.